AUGAUUCAAAAACCUAGAGCCGUCAUUGACUUUAUGGCCCAAAUUUGGAACCUAGAAGGAAGGAUUGAGGGUAAGCUUUGGGACUCGACAAGUUUCACAUCAAAUUUGAAACAAAAACUGACCUCCUUCAGGUUCUUGAAAAGGGACCCUAGCUACCACUACAAAAGGUGGAUGCUUCUAAUGCAGCGAUGGGAGCCAACGGUGUCGGAACACUUCCCAUCAAACAUCUCCUUUAACGUAAGGGUACACGGUAUACCUCUACACUACUGGUCAGAGGGCACUGUAAAAACGAUUGAUAAAGAACUGGGAAACUAUGUUGUUAAAGAUGCUAAGGAGGCUAAGAUUUGGGUAGAGGUUAACGGCUUACAGCCGUUAAUUAUGAAAAUGGAGAUAGAACUUCCCACAGAGGAUGUAACAGAAGUUGAGUUUGAAUACAUCAAAAUCGAAAAAUAUUGCUUUACCUGCUUCUCUCUAUUUCAUGAGGAAUCUGACUGCCCACAGCGUCCUCAAAAUGCACUACCGCCUAAAGAAAGAAAGCUAGGCAUUACGCAGAUGAUUGCGCUACAGAGAAUAGAAGCGGAGAAGAAACGGCAUGACGAUAGGAGAGGGUACAUAAGACCCGAGGUUUUCCGGACUUCUACUCGACAGUCUGAAGAUAGUUAUGCACAAAACAGAGGCUACAGAACCUCAGAUAGAGGCUACUACACUCGCAGAGAGGAUCACAGAAGAGACCAGAACAGACCCAACUCGGGAUCUUUUGCUCACCAAAAGUUACCAGUAACUCCUUCUGCAAACUCUGAUAUCAGAGGGACAAUACUACCUGUGGCAGAGCGCAACCUACCCUCUAAUCCUAGAGAUGAGGUCACUCCAACUCGCUCUCUCAAGGAUCAUCUCGGAAUCCCUCUUAAUGGCAACGAAGGUACAACCUCAGGUUCAAAAGAGCAAAGAUCUGCUUUGGCACAUCUCACUUAUCCCAUCCCUAAUGAAGAACAGCCAGCUAGAAGAACUCCUAGUUUUGAGUCAGGACGUCUCCAAAAAGCGGUGAUCAGAACCGAGGAAGUUGAGAUGGUAAAUCAGGAGAUAAUAGAGGAAUCAUCUCCAUUAGCAGGAAGGAUCCCUGCAACCCUUAGGCUCGGUGCUGGGAGCUGGAGGACAAUCAAGAGGGGUGUAAUUCCAAUUGCUCCACAGAGUAAGGUAGCAAACAAGAGAAGGAGCCUCAGCUUUGCUCAUUACUUCUCGGUUACACCUAAUGGCCUUAGUGGCAGCCUGUCUCUCUUUUGGAACGAUGAUACAGACAUCACAAUUCUUCAAUCUUCUCCCAGCCUUAUAGAUACUAGAAUUGUGCACAAAGGAAGCAUGUCCUUUAUCUCCUUCGUUUAUGGUGCACCGGCUGCAGAAAAUAGAGCUUCCUUCUGGAGCAAGCUAACCACGGUGGGACAGGGACGAGAUGACCCAUGGUUACUUAAGGGAGACUUCAACGAUAUCCUCAAUAAUGCAGAGAAGAUUGGAGGGCCUACUAGACCUGAAGGCUCUUUUACUGCUUUCCGAUCCUUUGUGGCGCAAAAUGGAUUGUGGGAUCUCAAACACUCAGGAGAACAACUGUUAUGGCGGGGAAACGAGUACACACACUUCAUACGAUCUAGGCUAGAUCGAGCUAUGGCGAGUUGUUCUUGGUUGGAAGCAUACCCGAUGGGUAGAUGUCGAUACCUAAGGUUCGAAGGCUCGGACCAUAGGCCUCUGAUCUCAUACUUCAACUCGGAUAAACCAAAAAGACGAGGCAUGUUCCGAUUCAAUAGAGCUUUGACGGAACAUGAGGAGGUUACUCAAUUAAUCGACACAGCAUGGAACUCUUCUCCACUCAACUCUGUGAUAGAGAAACUGAAUGCUCGCAGAAGAAAUAUCAUCCGCUGGGCAAAGGAACAACAAAUGCAAAGCAAUGUGGCUAUAGAGCGGAACCAACAGGCACUAGAGACAGCGCUAUCUGCUGCCACACCAGACCCAGCACUCAUUGAGCACAUGAAUUCGAAACUAGGUCGAGCGUACUUAGCAGAAGAAAUGUUUUGGCAGCAGAGGAGUAGAAUUCAAUGGCUCAAGCAAGGAGAUCGGAAUAUGGGGUUUUUUCACGCAGCCACUAGAACACGACGAGUAAUAAACUCCAUUCUGGUUCUUGAGGAUGACCAAGGAGGCGUGGUAUAUGAAGAACAUGACAUCGCUAGAGUGAUCUCCCUCUACUUCGCCAAAAUUUUCACAUCCAAUGGCAAUGAAUCCUUCUCCCAACUCCAAGGACUCCUCUCCAAAAAGGUCACUCCAGAGAUGAAUGCUAUGUUGACAACAAUUCCGAGCGAUUCGGAGAUUAAAGUUGCGGUAAACUCUAUCAAUGGAGGCAAGGCUCUGGGUCCCGAUGGGUUCUCAGCAACCUUUUACCAGUCUUACUGGCAUAUUGUGGGUAAUGAAGUUAUAAAGGAUGUUAGAGAAUUCUUCACCACCAGCCAGCUACAUCCGCAUCAAAACGAGACUCAUGUACGGCUUAUUCCCAAAAUCACGGAGCCACGAUCAGUAGCACAUUAUAGGCCUAUUGAGUUAUGCAACACUCACUACAAGAAUAUCGCAAAAAUACUCACCCGAAGACUCAAGCCGUUAUUGUAG
Messenger RNA from Brassica napus (rape), 2646 nucleotides. RefSeq lists its product as uncharacterized. NCBI's taxonomy places the organism in Eukaryota, Viridiplantae, Streptophyta, Magnoliopsida, Brassicales, Brassicaceae. The transcript is spliced from 3 exons. The record is from RefSeq and is a predicted model, not a curated record. Bases 1 to 2646 code for a protein of 881 amino acids.